UGGAUGAUGGAGUGAUAAUUCAAGCGGGAAGAAGCUAGUGGUCUCGGCUGCUAUUGCUAUAACGAUCGUCGCCACAGACUCGCAAUUAACGCUCGCCAAGUUCAUUAUUCAAACGCCGGCCGCGGAAAUAAUGUUAUUUGGGCCUUUUUUUAUGUUACUAAUCACUUUUAGCUUGCUUUCUCCUGCAGAGCGUUACUAUGGAUAAUUAUCAUUAGCGUUUUCGUUGCCGUGAUGUCAACUUGAUUCAAAGGAGUCCGACAGCUUUGGGCAACGCGCAUAAUAAGCACAUCUCUUCGCUUCAUGUCGGUAGUAUUUUACUUGGCUUGUGUGCUUGAUGAUUACUUGAUGUCGUUGUGGACAAUGUGGGAUCUCGCUCUUAUAGCUCGAUUUUGCAGAAGAGAUGCAGGCAAAUGGUAUAUAGUUCUUUCCACCAAAGAGGAACCUGGCAAAUGAUCAACCUUUACAAGGUGUGUGCAGUUAUCAUCGGCAAUUAGCGUGGAGCAAAACUGACUAUCUGGCCCAGUGAGCGGUUUGCGCCAUCCAAGUCCCUAGUUGUCAGGUGGUCUUUUCUGGCUCUGGCAAACACUGCAGUAAUAAAAUACUCAGCAGAUCGCAUCUGAUACCGUCGAAGAGCAAGUGAGUGGGUAUUUCAAACAUCUUCGCCCCCGGUCAUACGUUACAAAUCAUCGUCUUUUCUUCCACGACAGUGGAUCGUUGAUUCGAAAGGUGAUUGGAAGCGCGUGUUGCAUGCAGAGGAUAUUGCAAUUUCAAUAGCAUGCCGUGUGCUAAGUCAAAACGAGACGGAGGAAGGACCAAUGCAUAUGACAAGGCUCUUCAUUUGAUUUCAGGGAGUGUGUUGAUGUUUGCUUUUAGUAUUUUCUCCUACCCUUAUCCAGCAUUCAUUUAGUACUCCAGAAAUCAAGAAUAGGCCUAUAUUGAAUUUAUGCGAAGAGUAAGGGACAAGCUGUUGAAGCCUCUGUUCUUUUGUGAGAAGUAGAAAAUAUGGCAACCACGUUCGAAACCAGCACGACAAGUCCUACGGUGGAUCCUAAACUAGGCGAGGAGGGACAACUAGAGGAAAGGUCGGUGGCAGCGAUCGCAGUCUGUUGUGUCUUUCUGACGGUGCUAGGUUUAGCAUCAGUGAUAGGUAACGUGGUGGUUCUUGGCACCUUACGAUACGCCUGGGACUCUGUAGGUGCCAAGCCAGGCAACUUCUUGGCCUUCAUGUUGGCGGUGGCGGACCUACUCAACACCUUGAUUAAUCUGCCUGUGGUUUUAGUAGGCGUCGUGCAUGGCGAGUGGCAUACAGUGGAGCUCAACAUGGCUCACUUCUUUUUUUUGAUUCUGCUGAGCGGCGCCUCCAACAUCAUCCUUUGCGUGAUCGCCAUCAACCGUUACGCCGUUGUCGCCAAACCAAACACCAACGAAAAGGUGGGCCGGAGGCGCGCCCGGAAUCUUUCCUUCUUUGCUUGGGGUUAUGCCUUGGCUGCUGCGGUAAUUUCCAUCGUCACCUGGGCCAUCGCUAAGGAAACAAAUAACAGCAGUGAGAGCAAGGAGCAGAUCUACCAGCAAAUCCCACCGCUUGUUAGUCAGAUUAUUGGGUACGCUUUGGUCGUUCUCGCGCCUAUGUCCACCAUGACAGUAACAUAUGUGCGCCUGUUUAGGCGCGUUAAGAUGCGCGUAAGAGCUGUAGGUGCAAAGAAGUGCACCUUGCCAAACACGGUGUCUCAAAUGGCUAGCCAGUCGGUGGUACAAGACGGACCCAGCAUAUUUGGUGCAGUCAAACCCCACAAUAUGAUCCUAGCAAGACCGACUAAACAACCCCGCCGCCAUGCCGAUCUCCGCACUGCGAUUACUUUGCUCAUUCUCCUCGGCAUCUUCGUGCUGUGCUGGACCCCGAUCACAGUCCUCAGCCUGGUGGUGAGCUUUGGCAGUCUCCGGCACGACGACUCCUCACCUAUCUACCUGACUGUGGCCGUAGCCCUUGUGUUUGUCAUCCCAGCCUGCAACCCCUUUGUCUACUCCAUGAGAAACGCCCACUUCCGUGCGGCCGCCGUUGACUUUCUGUCGGCGGCUUGGAGGAGAACGAUCGUGCCCUGCCGACACAAGAGAGGUCAGGUGGAUCAAGUGGCCGUUGAGACCUAGCGGAAGUCACAGAACAGGCACCUGGUGUGAUUGUAUCUGUUUAGAAUUGAUUAUAUGUAACUUUAAGCCCUAUUAUUUUUUUAUUUAUUAAAUCCGCUUCGAACGGACCGGUCCAGUCUUAAAGGUGGUGUACACCACUGGUAAAAUCCCGAAAAUCGGACGACCGUAUAAUCACGGACGUAUAUA
Molecule: messenger RNA, 2331 nt
Organism: Acanthaster planci (crown-of-thorns starfish)
Lineage: Eukaryota; Metazoa; Echinodermata; Asteroidea; Valvatida; Acanthasteridae
Product: D(1A) dopamine receptor-like
Biological process (GO): G protein-coupled receptor signaling pathway
Cellular component (GO): membrane
Molecular function (GO): G protein-coupled receptor activity
Source: RefSeq, a predicted model, not a curated record